CAGACCGAUAUACCGAUAAAUUCACUGUUGAUGUAUAUACAAAAAUUCGCGUUGGAUGAGAAAAAUCUUAUUUGCCAAAAUCUAUUACAAGUAAAUACUGUUGCUGAAUUUUGAUAACAAGUUCCUGUAAGUCCACAAACGAGCUGAAACCUACCAAACCACAUAUCUGCGCACCAGUACAGACACAGUCGACACAAGCAUCCGGGAUUUUUUGAUUGUGUGUGACUCACUGGGAACACAGAUUUCCCCCAAACACUAGACAACAUCGAAGUCGCACCCACUUGUUAAGUCAUCAGUUUGAGGCAAUCAAGUCUAAAAAUGGCUGCUGUGGAGAACGAACCGCGCACAGAGCUCCAGGAGCUGCAGCUGAAGUCAGCUACAGUGGCAGAUGAAUCGCUGGAAAGCACCCGCCGCAUGCUGAGUCUCAUGGACGAAAGCAAGGAGGCGGGCAUUCGUACCCUGGUAGCCCUUGAUGAUCAGGGAGAGCAGCUGGAUCGCAUCGAGGAGGGAAUGGACCGCAUCAAUGCUGACAUGCGAGAGGCCGAAAAGAAUCUCAGCGGCAUGGAGAAGUGCUGCGGCAUCUGCGUAAUACCCUGGAAGAAGGUGAACAUAAAAGACGAUGGAGACAGCGCCUGGAAGGGCAACGACGAUGGCAAAGUUGUGGCCAGUCAGCCCCAAAGAGUGAUCGAUGAGCGCGAGCGCGGUGGCAUGGGUGCACCUGCACAGUCUGGCUAUGUGGCACGAAUAACCAACGAUGCACGCGAGGAUGAAAUGGACGAGAAUCUGGGCCAAGUAAACUCAAUGCUGGGCAACUUGCGCAACAUGGCCCUGGACAUGGGAUCUGAGCUGGAGAAUCAAAACAAGCAAGUCGAUCGUAUCAACGCCAAGGGCGAUGCCAACAACGUUCGCAUGGAUGGCGUGAACAAGCGCGCAAACAACCUGCUCAAGAGUUAAAUAUGCACAAAGAAAACGGACUCGUAUCUCAAAUCAAUAACCAAGCCGAUAACCCAAUCCCCCAGAUUAAUUCGAACCCUUCUUUACUUCUGCCCUUAUGGGAAGAAAAGCAAAUGUUAUGGGCACAAAACUGUAGCAGUUGUAGAAGCCAGUGGUUGCUACCCCGAUAUUUAUACUAUAUAUUAUAUACAUAUACAAGUAGAAGAAGAAAACUGGACUAUACUAUGCAACAAACCCAUCUAUACACUAUACAAGCACUCCUUUGUACAACCAACUGAAGGUACCAAUUACUUACGUUCGACUACUAAAUGUACAUUUAUGCGAAAAGCAAAGCCCAAUUACUACUGUUACUAUUACUAUACAUGUGUACAAACAAAAGCAACCGACCCGAGCGUUGCGGAGCCCAAUUUUACUGAGAUUUACCUUAUAAUGUACUCUGUUUUUGGUACACACUUUUUGAGGCAUUUUACCUAUGGAACUUGUGGAACACAUACUAUACUAUAAACACCCGAACCGAGUCCCCGAUAUCCGCCGCACAGGCACGGCAUCUGAAGUCACUUGCUCUCAUCCGGAGGAUAUGAAGCAAAUUUAAGGUGUGGUGGGUGUCAUAUCGUAGCCAAUUUUAUGAAUCGUUUGUUAUACAUUUAUCUUAUGGAUAUGGAACCCCUUGUUUAUUGAAUUGAUCACUUGAAAUUUUUGGUCCAAAACGUUCUAUUGAAUGAAUACGAAUUGAGAUUUGAACUUCGCGGAAAUCGUACAAUUAUAUAGUUUAAUUAUUUCCCAAAUAAACAUAGACAUCAGCCCAGUUUCAA
Molecule: messenger RNA, 1766 nt
Organism: Drosophila miranda
Lineage: Eukaryota; Metazoa; Arthropoda; Insecta; Diptera; Drosophilidae
Gene: Snap24
Product: synaptosomal-associated protein 25
Exons: 2
Coding region: 319-954 (211 amino acids)
Biological process (GO): exocytosis; synaptic vesicle fusion to presynaptic active zone membrane; synaptic vesicle priming
Cellular component (GO): SNARE complex; plasma membrane
Molecular function (GO): syntaxin binding; SNAP receptor activity
Source: RefSeq, a predicted model, not a curated record